This is a messenger RNA of Rhagoletis zephyria (snowberry fruit fly), 1140 nucleotides long. The record is from RefSeq and is a predicted model, not a curated record. Lineage: Eukaryota; Metazoa; Arthropoda; Insecta; Diptera; Tephritidae.
AUGUCGAAAGCGAUUCUUCGAGAAAAGAGUAUUAUGAAAGUUCUAACUGAAAACGUUUCACCCUUCAUAAUCCAACUUUUUGCAACUUUUCAAGAUGAAACCAGAUUAUAUUUUGCAUUAAAUUAUUGCGUAAAUGGGGAGCUAUUAUCGUUUAUCAACCAACAGGAAGUUUUUGACGAAGAGGCUGCAUUAUUUUAUAUGGCUGAAAUUUUAUUAGCAUUAGAGCACUUACAUCGGCUAGGAAUCGUUCAUAGAGAUUUAAAACCAGAGAACAUUCUUCUGACAGAAAAACUACAUAUUCAAAUAACUGAUUUUGGGUCUGCAAUAAACCUCAACGACCCAAAUCAGGAAAUUGAAGAUAAGAAUAUGUUUAAUAAUUUAAAUUCAUACCGCAAUCGGAAAAACUCUUUUGUAGGCACUGCUCAAUAUGUGUCUCCAGAAAUGCUGACAAAUAAGAAAAUUACGCCAAUGGCUGACAUUUGGGCAUAUGCCUGUAUUUUGUAUCAAAUGUUGACCAGUAAGCCUCCAUUUGUGAGCGGAAAUGAGUAUAUGAUUUUCCAAAAAAUUCAAAACCUUGAGUACACUUUUCCUGAUGACUUUCCGUCUGAUGCCAAGCACCUGAUCCAAUCUAUACUGAAAAUUAAAUCAACAGAAAGACUAGGGGCAAACGACGAUCUUCAGAAAGGCGGAUACGAGUCAAUUCGAAGUCACCCUUACUUUGCGCCUCUCAACGGCGACUGGGACAUGCUGAAUAAACUACCUCCAGAGAAGAUUCAAGCGGUGGCCAAAAUGGACAACACUUCAGACUUGACCACUGAACUGACAGAGAAGGGUUUGGGCGAGAAGCAGAUCACCCGAUUGCUGGGACUUCACCUUCACGACGACUCGGAUGAAAAUCUCAUAAAACCUAAUCGCACUUAUAUCUUGGAGGAUACAGCCAACAGUGCCCCACUCUGGAUAGCCGCCGUUGAUGAAGUGAAAAACUUUUACUUUAGCGAUGACUCCUCUCCUGAAUCGUCGCCCCAACCGUCGACUUGCUCCAAUGGUGAUAGUGAGUUGAAGAAUGGCAGAAAAUCAACUAAACAGGGUUUAUUUCAUUUACAAAUUAGAAAGAUCGGCAUGACUGAGAAGACGAACUAG